Molecule: messenger RNA, 5187 nt
Organism: Electrophorus electricus (electric eel)
Lineage: Eukaryota; Metazoa; Chordata; Actinopteri; Gymnotiformes; Gymnotidae
Gene: ano2b
Product: anoctamin 2b
Biological process (GO): chloride transmembrane transport
Cellular component (GO): plasma membrane
Molecular function (GO): intracellularly calcium-gated chloride channel activity; protein dimerization activity
Source: RefSeq, a predicted model, not a curated record
GCUUGCUGCCGUUGUGCUUUAUAUGUAGUUUCUUACGAUAGAGGGAUGGCCAGUGGUGUCACUGCGAGGUGACUACGCUGUGGACAUGUUCUGAAGAAAGUAGUCAAUUGUGCGGCGCACGCACAACGCGCGGAGGAACUGCCGUCAGCGUUUUAAUUCGUUGUCUCUCUGCCUUCCUAUAAGAGCUCCAACAUGCUCCACUCGUCGAGGGAUGACAAGAUACCCGUGGUCAAUAACUUCAUGGAUGCGGGGCACGAGCCUGGCAAAGGGCUGUACUUUGCCGAUGGGAAGAGGAAAGUGGACUAUGUGCUGGUGUAUCACCACCGGAGACCAUCGUCGGUCCACGAGUCCCCUGGCCACCAUAGGCUCUCUGUCAUCUCCAACGGCAGCUUCCCCCGGGUGGGGAGCAAGGAGUCAGAGGGGGUCAAGGAAGAGCACGCGGAGGUGGUGGUAGACAUGGGCCCUAUUGACCAUGUGGAAGGUGAGAAACUCCUGAUCCGGGAAGAGUUCGAGGCAAACCUGAAGGACGCAGGUCUGGAGAUUGAACGGGACAGCGAGCAUGGUGGUCCACGGGCCAAGGUCCAUGGGCAUGGUUUCAUCCGGUUGCAUGCCCCCUGGCAGGUGCUGAGUAGGGAGGCAGAGUUCCUCAAGAUCAAGGUGCCCACCAAAAAGAACUACGAGCUAAAAGAAGACAAGGGUCUGUCGGCCACGAUGGGGUCAGUGUGGAGGAAGCUAAACCAGCCCUUUCAGCCACAUGUGCCCCACCUACACCCGCAGAGCCGCACCAAGUUCCUCUCACACAGCUUCUCCCGGGACAAGCUCCACCUCUAUAACAUCGAGUGCAAAGACACCUUCUUUGACAAUGCCACAAGGAGUCGGAUUGUGUAUGAAAUCCUUCGACGCACUGCCUGCACACGGACCUGCCAAACCAUGGGCAUCACCACCCUAGUAGCUAAAGGGGUGUACGACUCUGCCUUCCCCCUGCACGAUGGAGACUUCAAGGACACAGGACAAGCAGAAUGGAAGAAUGACAGACAGCUUUUACAUGACGAGUGGGCCAAAUACGGAGCCUUUUACAAAUAUCAGCCCAUAGACCUUAUUAGGAAGUACUUUGGGGAGAAGAUUGGCCUUUACUUCGCCUGGCUCGGCGCCUACACUCAGCUGCUGGGCCUAGCCUCCCUGGUGGGCAUCAUCGUCUUCCUUUAUGGCUGCUUCACCAUCGACUCCAACGUGCCCAGCCUGGAGAUGUGUGACGAGAAUCAGAACUUCACCAUGUGUCCUCUGUGUGACCGCGCCUGUGACUACUGGCACCUGAGCACAGCCUGCGGAACGGCACGCGCCAGCCACCUCUUCGACAACCCAGCCACCGUCUUCUUCGCCAUCUUCAUGUCUCUCUGGGCGGUCAUGUUUCUGGAGCACUGGAAGAGGAGGCAGAACAGUUUGAACUACAGCUGGAAUAUGACUGGAAUGGAGGAGGAAGAGGAGCACCCCAGGCCUAAAUAUGAAACCAUCCUCCUUCAGAAGAGGCAGAAGAAGAGGAAAAACAGGAAAAAGAACAAAGCUGAGCCUGAGAAAAGUAUCGAGGAGGGCGGCGAUCUGGGCAAGGACAAAUGGAGACAGUGGUUGCUGUCUGCCAUGGCUUCAGGGAACCCGCCUGGAGAUGAGAAGCUUACAUGGUGGGACAGAGUGCCUGGAUAUUUCAUUAACAUCUCCUCCAUUCUCCUAAUGUUUGGCGUGACGUUCGCCGCCGUGUUCGCUGUGAUUAUGUACCGCAUCACCAUCUCCGCCCUGCUGGCCAUGAGUCCAGACCCCCAGGUCAAGUCCAACGUGCGCGUGACCGUCACGGCCACCGCCGUCAUCAUCAACUUGGUUGUCAUCCUCAUCCUGGAUGAGAUCUAUGGCUCUGUGGCAGUCUGGCUCACUGAACUGGAGAUUCCAAAGACAGAGACAAACUUUGAAGAGCGUCUGAUUCUGAAGGCUUUCCUCCUGAAGUUCAUGAACGCUUACGCCCCCAUUUUCUAUGUAGCCUUCUUCAAAGGGAGGUUUGCUGGCCGGCCAGGGGACUAUGUGUAUAUUUUCAAUGAAUACCGCAUGGAAGAGUGUGCUCCUGGUGGUUGUCUCAUUGAGUUGUGUAUUCAGCUCAGCAUCAUCAUGCUGGGGAAACAGCUCAUUCAGAACAACGUCUUUGAAAUCGGAAUUCCCAAGCUGAAGAAGCUCUUCCGCUCCUUGAGGGAGAAGAACCUGCAAGACCCAGAGGAGGGCGUGGAACAGACCAGCCGAAGCCUGCGCCAGUGGCACCUGGAUUUUGACCUGGAGCCCUUUGAAGGCCUUACACCUGAAUACAUGGAGAUGAUCAUCCAGUUUGGCUUUGUCUCCCUGUUUGUGGCCUCCUUUCCUUUGGCACCACUUUUUGCCCUCCUGAACAACAUCAUCGAGAUCCGACUUGACGCUAAGAAGUUUGUCACCGAGCUGCGCAGACCGGAUGCCGUGCGUGCGAAAGACAUCGGAAUAUGGUACAACAUCCUCAGUGGCAUGUGCAAAUUCUCCAUCAUCAUCAAUGCUUUCGUCAUCUCCUUCACAUCUGACUUCAUCCCUCGGCUUGUUUAUCAGUACAUGUACAGCGAGACUGGCACCAUGAAUGGCUUUAUCGACCACACCCUGUCUUACUUCAACGUCAGCCAUUUUAAAGAAGGCACGGCUCCUGUAGGCUCCUCUGUGAGCGUGUGCAGGUACAAGGAUUACAGAGAACCGCCGUGGUCGCCGCAGCCCUACCAGUUCUCCAAACAGUACUGGUCAGUCCUCGCAGCACGACUGGCCUUCGUGAUACUGUUCCAGAACCUGGUAAUGUUCAUGGGCUAUCUGGUGGCCUGGGUAAUCCCGGACGUGCCCAAAAACAUCAGUGAGCAGCUGAAGAGGGAGAAGACCCUGCUGGUGGACGUCUUCAUGAAUGAGGAAAAGGAGAAGCUGCAGCUCAUCCAGAGCCUCUUCUCCAAAGAGGCAGUGCUGCCGCGGCAACUGCCACAGCCCCGGCUGGAGUCGGAGCCAGCCUCCGAGGUGCAGCUACCUCUGCCCCACCUUACCCAGCCAGACGACCCCACUGCAGGCUGGGGCCCUCUGGCCCCCCGGCCCCGCACCCGUGCCCGUGCUGCCAGCUUCAGCCAGUUCACCCGCCAGGCCUCCAUGUCCCCCCACAGCGACGCAGGCAGGCACACAGCUGUGUGAGUAGAGGGAGGCGGGGUCAGGGGGUGGGGUCGGGUUCCGCAAACGGAUCUGCCGGCAAGGCAGUCUCCGAAGCACCAGUGCUCGGAGUGGAGGACUAGGAGACAAAGGAGGGCAGGGCCGAGCUGUCCGUCUUGUUGCUGAGGGCCAGCAAACCCCUCUUUGCAGUGUUUUUUCACUGGAGUUAAAAAGCAGAAAGCAGAAGAGGUCAUUAUUUACUCACCUCUGUACUGCAUGUCCGAGCAUAUGUCCACAAGCACCGUGUUUGUUUUGUUUUUUGUUUUGUUUAGUUUUUUGGUUUUUUUUACUUUGACAUGUCCAAGCAAUCUAUGGAGGAGACGGUUGCCCUGGGCACCCGGGCAGAGGCUUCACUGGACAGCUUGCAAUCAUCUCAUGCACAGAGCGACUGGUUGACAAGCAUAGACACUGGAGUGGGAGCAGGACUCUUAUCCAAGGGGCCUCUCACAUAUUUUGGAAUGUUUUCUCCCUCCAUCUGUUCUUGAACUGAGAAGAAGAUUCUUUCUUUUUUUGUGGGGCGGGGGCACUCCAACACUAAAGUGCACAUCUGGUUCAUACUCAUGCAGUCAUUGCACAAUUUGGGUAACUGCACAAACACAAAACUGCUUGCAAAUUUGAUGAGAUGUAGCGUAUCACAGCAAAUAAAUAUAAUUUUUCAUUUUCUCAGGUAAUGACAUCACUGUAGGCUUUAUUUGUUUAUCUGAAUAAUGUGACAUCUCUUGGUUUAAUAGAGAGCCUGAAAUUCAGUGGUCAAUAAAGAAUAAGGAAUAAGAAACUGUACUUUAAUCCACAAAUUGUAUUGUACAAAACCCAAUACAUAAAACUGAAUGAGUGUCAAAUCAUGUUACAGAUCUCUUUCUCUACAGAUGCAAAAUCACUGUAUAUUUCACGGUGAUUUGUUCAGUUUUUUAAUGUUCAUGUUUCAGGUGGUUUAGCUGAGGUAAGUUGCUGAGAUAUGUGUUAGGGGGUCUUUUGACAGGUAAGGCCCAAUGUACACAUUCAUGGCCAUAUCAUAAACCUUUUGAAUCUUGCAGUUCAUUGUAAUGUUUUUAAUGGGCUUCUGUAGUAUGUUUUAGUCUAAAUAAGACUAGUCAAUAGUCAUUACCUACUGAUAAAUCAACUGGGCCAAGGCACUGUCAGCCUAAAAAGUAUAACUUUAUAGCAGGCUCUUAACUUUAAGACAAGAUUUAACUUCUUCCAAGAUAUUUAAGUCUUCACUUAUUGGUCCAAUGUUCGGACUACAGCUUAGCAGUUGGUAUACUGCAGGAUAUGUUUAUGACUGUGGCCCCGCUGGGACCCAUUAGUGGCCAUAUCCAUAAUCUCCCCACGUUUGAUCACCUGAAGGAACAGUCAGUGCUACGUGGCCUGGAGCUGGGAGGAGGAAGGCCAGCCCCCAGCUAUCACAUUAAAGAACCCACAGUACUUCAUAUUCAUGCAAAGGUCCAUAUACAUUGUAUGUAUAUGAAAUUUAUUUGUGAAAGCAGCAGCUCUAUGGUGCUGCUAUGCUUGUUCCCAAUUUAUAGUCGGUCUUUAUUGUCACUUCCCCACAAGGAUGACUUGCCAAUAAGGAUCAAGGUGCCAUUUGUAUUCUACAGUCACAGUGCAACUCACCACACUGCAGCUUCAGGGAAGGAGCCAGAAGAAUUCUGGAUAUUGUCAAAACUGAGUAAUGUAGUCACACAAACCAGGCUGGAGGCUUAGAAAAGGCCUGAAAAAAACAGAAAAAACCCAGAAAACCUGACAUAGGGAGGCAUAAGAUGUUAAGUAAAAUAUUUAAAACAACAUAAGUAAUGGCAAGCCUGAUCUACCAAGAUCAAUCUUCUAAAACAGUUUCAGGUUAAUUUUGGUGUAAUCUUUGUCAAAUCUUUGUAACUCUGUGGGACAUCAUAAAUGACCAUGCUAAUCAUUUUGUAACUCUGUGGGACAUCAUAAAUUACCAUGAUAAUCAUU